Molecule: messenger RNA, 10658 nt
Organism: Eupeodes corollae
Lineage: Eukaryota; Metazoa; Arthropoda; Insecta; Diptera; Syrphidae
Gene: nonC
Product: serine/threonine-protein kinase Smg1
Exons: 8
Coding region: 182-9946 (3254 amino acids)
Biological process (GO): nuclear-transcribed mRNA catabolic process, nonsense-mediated decay; phosphorylation; TOR signaling
Cellular component (GO): TORC1 complex; TORC2 complex; nucleus
Molecular function (GO): protein binding; protein serine/threonine kinase activity
Source: RefSeq, a predicted model, not a curated record
CAAGAAGCAACUGCAGCUUGUCACAACUGCGAAUUUCUUUCUUUUGAACUUAAAGAUUUUCUUUAAUUUAACUUAACAAAAAAAGAACUUCCUCUUAACAAUUAAACGAAAUCAAUAUUACAACCACAUCAAAAACAAAUAUAAACUAACUCAUGGUAUCGUUUAAUAAUUGAAAUUUGUAAUGCAAAAAGAUUCGGAUUCAGAAAAUGUGCCACAAAAGCGAAUUAUUUCCAAGGACCACCAAUAUCAAUCGAAUAACCAUGCAGACUAUGCCUUCCCCACCAUAUUCAAUUCCCGACCCGCAAAAUCCUUGGCUAACAUGGAAAUGGCCGUGAAGAAAUCAGUUGCGGAGCACUCUUCGACAAAGCCCGAGAUGAACGGUCAGUAUAGUUGGACGAAUAAUGUGGACUUUCCCAAUCGACAGAGCACGAACAGUGGCGGCAGCGUGGUAAAAAGUUCUGUCACCGCCAACGAUAUGGAUUCAGUUGAGGGGCCGAAAACUUUCAACUCACGUACUUUCGAACGUUUUGUUCCCGAUGAAAAUUCACAUCGGGGAUCAGGACCAGCUCCAGGACCAAGUAGCAGCAAUUCCAACCGGAAUAAGAAAAUAACCCCCUUUAUGAUGCUCUUGAGUGAAGAUAUGCGAAUAUCGAAAAUACUCCGAAGAUUGCUCGACGAAAACACCAGCGCCAGUGCGUUGGAAUUGUGCGGUAAACUGGAGACGGCCGUGAGGAACCAAUCGAACAUGCAGUACAUUUGUCGGUCAUUCGACACUCUGGCCGAACAAAUCAUCAUCAUACUGAAACAAGCUCCUGUGCCGUGUCUAAGGCAGAUGGCUAUGAUUUUUGGAUUAAUGGGCUAUGUCAAUCGAGGAGACUUUCCAGUCUAUAAGAAUUACAUUGUGAAGAAUUACGCCUCGAGCAGAAGCAUUCAAAAGUAUUUGAUGUUAUCGCUGAAGACCAUUUUCAGCUGUGAUGCAAUCAACAAAGACCUAUCCGUCUACAGCGAACGCAUGCUAAUCAUCCUCAAAGAAUACCUCGAAAAUGCCGAUCUUGUUGACAAUUUCAUGGCAGUAAGCGAUACAAUUGUCGAAUUCUCCAAACACUACAAACGUUCCUUCGAAAAACACUUCACCGACAUUGUGGAUAUAAUCGUCGGCUGGCAUUUGGAAACUGAACAAUCACAAUCCCUCAAACACUACUGCUCCACUGUGCUCCAGAGUCUCUCGGAGUACUUUGUAAAAAAAUUAGAUUUCACUUUUGGUUUGCUGGGACAAUUUCUCGAAGAUAUUCAAGCAGCAUGCGACGAUAUUAAUUCCCUGAACAAAUCUCCCCUGGCAAGUCCCGAACUGAGCGUUGGGGCAUUUGUUGGAGCAUUCAAUUCCAUCAUGAAAUCUUUGGCCACUCCAAAGGAAUUCAUUGCCUUUACCGUGGGAAAAAAUCUCCUAAAAACCGCCGUCAUUGUUAUUACCUCUGCGGCGAAGCAAAGUCUGAAGAACAGUUCAUGCGGAGAAACAGUCUACUCGGUGAAUGAGUUCUUCACGUUGAUCUUUAGCAAUUACAACAAAAUGGAGGACCCAAUGCUCAUCGAAAACAUUGAGGACAUUAUUCAAAUCGAAAUAAACAACAUGGACAGAUUUGAUGUUACUCUGGUCGGCAGUUUACUAUUUCUCGUCCUCACCAUAGUCAACCAACUGAAAGCAAAUACUCCAAUACACUUGGUUUCGACGCUCCUGAAAAUGGAUGGCAACUUUUUGACUCGCACCAAGCUCACUCAAAACGAUCGCAAUUUCAAGCUUCUGGUGAAGAUCUAUCAUGAAAUUUUGAUGAUUAAGAAUGUGCCACUUCUGCUCGAGGCCUAUCGUCAUAUUCUGAUGGACAUGGAGGUGUCCAUUGAUUCGAUGAGCACAGAAGAAAAUGGUCUUCCACGAGUGUAUACCUUACCGCAGGCGGAGUCUGUUCUGACAUUCUAUUUCUCCGCGUUGGCAAAUCUUGCCACACAGACCUCCUCGAUAAUUGGGAUGUACGCUCUGAAUCCAUCGAUUCUGGAACUACUCAUAACCAACUGCCAAUCAACCAACAUGAAAAUCUGGUCAACCAAUCCAACUCUUCAUACGGCUUUGAUAAGCCUCCUGGCGGCUCACUGCCAGAAGAACCACAACUAUCGAAUGUCCAGUCGUUUGCUGACGGAAAAUUUAUUUGCGAAGCUGUCUCUGGAUGAAUCCAGUCCCACGUCGGAAAAUUUCAGCCGAAUUUUGCAGUUUUUGGCUGAGGUCCUAACCCAAGCUGGUCAUCUCUCCGAGACCAAUCUGAAAAUCAUUCUAAGUUGGGUGAACAACCUGCUGAAGGAGUGCAAAGAAAGCGCACACCUCCUAAAAGAUCACCAACCUUUCAUUGAGAUUUGUGAUUCCCUCUGCACGACAUCGAUUCUGCAGCCAGUCGAGUGUGCUGAAUGCAUAGCGACUCUGCAAACCUAUGACACCCUAAAAUCAAGAACCCUAAUGCUGAUCAGAGGAGCCUCGAUUAGCCACCUGCAGUCGACAAACGCUCGUGUAAGGGAGACCUACUGUGGAGUUUUUGGCCGUCUGCCUCUUAAUGUGUCUCUUCUCAACCCCGAUCAAGACUUGGGAGUCUUCGAGCUGAAACACACAAAAGCUAGUGAAUUGCAGCAAUGGUACAUAUCCACCGCGUUUACUGCUGGCCUCAAGGAGCGAUACUUUCCGGAGUUCAUAGACAAAGUCUCACUCAACAGCGAGUGCACGACGACGAUUGAUAGAUUCAUAAAAGACAUCUUUCCAAAGUGCUGGGUAGCAGAACUUCGUGAAAAAGCAUCUGACUACUUUCGAACAUGUCUGGGCAAUCAGAAUAUGCUCAUUUCAUGGAUCCAAUGGGAAGCAGCGAGAUAUUGUGUGAAGAACAAGCUAAGAACCAAGCUGGGAAAGCCUCAGGACACGUUCUUGAAAAUUGAAUCGAUCAUCAUGAAGUAUGCCCGAGUUUUGGCUUUGAAAGACUCCUCCAAGGUCCAGAGCGAUGCUGAGUUAAUUGCCAACGAGAAACACGCUAGGAUCCUUCUAGGAUUCUUGGAAUGCUUGGAAAAGUGCAUUUACAACGCGGCAGAGGGAACUGCCUUCGCUCUUCAGGCGCAAGAAAAGCCGGCCAAGACGUUCUUCCGUGUGAAUACGCCCACCUGCAAAGAGUGGUUCAAUCGCAUCCGCACGGCAGUCAAUCUCAUAGCCAUUCACUGCAUGGAACCGCAGAUGGUUGUUCGCUAUUCCGAAACCAUGCUGCGGAGUCUCGUCACAUCAGGCAAGACCAGUGACACGAUUUUCGACCACACCGUAAUGUCUCUGGUCUGGGCUCUGCUCAAAUGUAAGGAACCCGACUCCCUGCAGGGUUUGUACGUUUGGAUAAAGAUGAAAACAGGCAAACGCUAUCAAUGGAUCAAGUACGCAUCUGAACACGCUUCUGGACGUCGAGAGGUCGCAGCCGAUGGUUAUGCGAGUGUGCUGGCCAGUGACGAGAAGAUCGACAGUCACGUCCGGGAGUUCUUGGGCGAUCAAAUGUUCGACUGUCUGUAUUUUACAAAUCAGUGGGUUCGGCUGAGGAAUCAUUUGGGCGAUGUGCAGUCUGAAAAGCGAGAUACUCUGCCGGUCUUCGGCAUAAGUCCCAACCAGUUGGAGGUCAUGGAGAACUUGUACCACGACUACAACGCAGACAUCUCGGUGCUGGAGCUCUCCAAAUGGGAGAACCUCGAAACGAAGCCCAAAGAACUCUCCUCGAAUUUCUCUUGCUACAAGGUGUUGAGUUCCCUGCGGAGUACGCUCACUGCGUCGACUUUAAGUGGGGACGGAAGUGAUUUGGCCGUUUGCUCGAAGCUCAUCAAAGCUGGAUUGCAGGAGAGCAUGCAGAAGCAAUACAGUGAGCAUUUACACGACUUUACCAUUUUAAAUCAUGUGGCGUGCAAGUUGCAGGACAAGAACGACGCAUGCGACACUUUCGACGCAUACUUGGCCACCGAAGAUUCGGCCACCCUCACCAAGUGUGUCAACUGGGCACAGUUCUUUGCCCGCAAACAAGGAAGUGACAUCAAGCACAGCAUGUAUUUGAAUGUGGCUUCAGUGGCCCGAAAGGACGGGAAUCAUAAGCUAUGUCGUUCGGAGUUGGAACGGUUCUUCCAAGUUAAAGGCGUGGGUAAGAAUAUCGACGAACUUUUCACGAGUGUUCUGCAAAAUGAAAUCAAACUUGACAUUGGCGAUACGGAGAUCUUGAGGGGCUUCAGUGAGAUGUCGAAGUGCAUGUACACGAAUGUCGAGCGGCAAGGUGAUGCUGUGGCAUUGGCGUCUGCCUGUUGUCUGCAAGUAAUCGAGCAGGUUUCGACACAAAAAGCGACGCAAUAUCCCGAGACUGUGUCUCGAAUGUUGCUUACUCUGAGCGAAUGGCUACCCCAGCAGUUUUCCGAUGAAUUUUUACUCGAUGACAAGAACGGCGGCAAUAGUCAACAACACUUGAGGAAUCUUCUCAUCAGUGUUCCGGAUAUUUCGGGUCAUCCCGAUGAAGAUUUCAAUGAAAUCAUUCCGCCAAUCGAUAUGGCUGUUGGGAAACUCAUCCAAGCUAGUGUCCUGCAAUGUGACUACUCCGGAAGAUCAUGGUCAGCAUUUGGCAAUUGGUGUUACAGGUGGGGUAAGAAACUGGUCGAGGCUAAGACCGAAGACAAUUGUGACAAGGCUGGUUUGUCUCAGCGAGACAUUGAACUCAUCAAAGAAUUUAUUGCAAAUAUAACCGACGAUGACGUUGCCGCUAUUGUCCAAGUUCUGGACAAACAUCAAGUCACAGCCACAGAAGACGAGGACAUAGAAGCCAACGAAAUCAGUUCCACCGAAUUGAUUGAGAAUCAGCUGAGGAAGAUUCCAAUCCUCAAGGAGAAGCCAGUGACUGCUAUAAUGUCGAUCAUUCAGAUUUGGAGGCAGGCUCACAAGAGCGUCUACGUUUACUACGAGAUGGCAGCAGAGGCUUAUUUCAAGUACCUCAGUUUGUCGUCGAGUCAUGAUGCCAAGUCAGGCGAUUGUUCGUUGGUUACGGCGACUCUGCGACUAUUGCGUUUGGUGGUCAAGCAUGCCUUCGGCCUGCAAGAAGUCCUCGAGGAAGGUCUUAGUUACACUCCGACGCGACCAUGGAAAGUUAUAGUUCCACAACUAUUCAGUCGCUUAAAUCAUCAUGAACCGUAUGUGAGGAAACGCGUCUCGGAGUUGCUCUGUCGCGUGGCAGAAGACACUCCUCACUUGAUUAUAUUCCCCGCUGUGGUAGGAGCAUUCCAAGAACACAAAAAAGACGAGAUAACCACAAACGAUGAGCUCAACCCACUCACCUAUUGUUUUAAUUCCUUGCUCACAACUCUAUCGAACCAGGCUGCCGAGACUGUGGAACAGGUGCAGUUGCUAGUUCGCGAGUUGAAACGCGUCACCCUCUUGUGGGAUGAAUUCUGGAUACACUCUCUCACGCAGUUGUACAACGAGUAUUCUCAUUUGUUCAACGCCCUGGAAUUGGAGGCCAAGAAACCCACGGCUAUGCAGAAUUAUUCCAGCCUCAAUGCGAAACACACCAUCCUUAUGACUCACAUCGCCGAUGAUCUCAAAAAAUUGUUUGCCGUCACCUCGAAGCCGGCAGAAACCAACUAUGAGCGCAAUUUCCAAGAAAAAUACUCAAACAUCAUUGAGACUACCAUCGAGGAGUUGAACAAACCUCUGAAUUUGGCCAAAGUCAAUGAAUCGUGGCAGAAGCUCAAACAACUGUACACAAUUUUCCAACAGCGUCUGCAAAAGAACUCGCAGUCAGCGCUCAAGAUGCUCGAUAUCAGUCCCGUGCUGGCUAACAUGCGGAAUACUGCCAUCUCCAUGCCAGGAGUCGAGACAACUGAAAACGAACCGAUCUUCAUUAAGGCCGUGGAUAACACAGUCUACAUCCUGCCAACUAAAACCAAACCCAAGAAGCUGGCAUUUUUCGGAAGCAAUGGCAAGAGGUACACGUACCUGUUCAAGGGCUUAGAAGAUCUUCAUUUAGACGAACGCAUCAUGCAGUUCCUGUCGAUAUCAAAUUCCAUGAUGGCUCGAACUAACACCAAUGUCUAUCGGGCUCACCAUUACUCGGUGAUUCCCCUGGGUCCACAAUCCGGUUUGAUCAGUUGGGUCGAUGGUGUCACUCCCCUUUUUGGAAUCUACAAGAAAUGGCAACAACGAGAAGCAGCCAGUAAGGAUCGAAAUGGAGUGUUGCUGAGACCCUCUGAAAUGUUCUACAGCAAAUUGAGUCCUCUGCUGGCAGAGAAGAAUAUCAAAGUUACAGACAGUCGCAAGACUUGGCCUCUAGCUACUCUACGUCAGGUCUUGGACGAACUCUCGAAAGAAACUCCUCGUGAUUUGCUUGCCAAGGAGUUGUGGUGUCACAGUGAUAAUUGUGCCACUUGGCGUGAGUCCAUUCGAAAGUAUUCUCUAUCGGUAGCUGUUACAUCGGUUAUUGGGUAUGUCAUUGGACUCGGUGACAGGCAUUUGGACAAUGUGUUGGUGAAAUUGACUACGGGCGAAAUUGUGCAUAUCGAUUAUAAUGUUUGUUUCGAGAAGGGGAAGACAUUGCGAGUACCAGAGAAGGUGCCAUUCCGGAUGACACCGAACUUGGAGGAAGCUCUUGGCGUUACCGGGACAGAGGGUGCAUUCCGCUUGGGUUGUGAGCAUGUACUUAAAACUCUGCGCAAAGAGAGAGAAACUCUACUUACUCUCUUGGAGGCUUUCGUCUACGAUCCACUUGUGGAUUGGGCUGUCGGGGACGAUGGAACAACUACAAGCUCCCGCUCGACAACAGCUUUAGCGGCCGCUGUUAAAAUUGCAGCCCUUAAAGCUUCAUCGGCCUUGAAUAGUGCCGAGGACUGCAAGAAGAAGAAAAAAACCGAAGAGUGCAAGAAAACCGAAACAGAAGUCACGAGGAAUACAAUAUUAGCUCGUUUCACCGAAAUCAAACCCUAUUGGACUCAAUAUAGGGAUGAAGUUAUUUACAAGCUUCAGCAAGUCUUAAACUCCCUUAAGGAUCUCGAAGACAAUCGAGAGAGUAUCCACCAAGCUGAAAUGGAACGUGACGCCUUAACCAAGCAACUGGCAAUGAUCCGAGAGCUUGAGACUCUGGGAAGCGCUAUGGGAAGUCAUGCUCUGAACACCAUCUCCCAACGAUACAGUACAUACAAAAAGGCUGCAGAUGAAUUUUCUGCCGUCAAAGCAAACAUAACCGAUUACCAAAAAGACCUGAAAGCUACCACGACCUUGUAUUUCCAUACUCUUCUUGGUGCUACUGGUCUGGGAGAACUGAAUUCCCUGCGUCGAGUCAUACAAUGCACCAAGCCCACCAAUGAAUUUGACAUUGUCAAAGAACUCUUGGAAAAUAGUGCUCAGAAUGUUUUGUAUGGAAAGUCCGACUUUGCCCGCAAGGAAAUGGACAACACUUUGCAACAACAGGGAAAAGCCGCCUUCAUUUGUACCGAUGCUAUAAAUCAGUAUGUUCAAGUUAUGCGGUUUUAUCCCCAUUCAAAGUUGCGAAAAUCUCGAUUGGUCAAGUACGAGAGAUUGUAUCGUGACCUGUUGGAAGGACACAAGGAACCAGCUCAGAUUAAAGAUGAAUUGCAUACUCUGGCAAGUGAACAACUUGCUUUACGGAGAUCUCCAGUGUUUGUCGAUUUGGUUGUGGGAUAUGCCACCAAGCUGGAGCAAAUGUGGAUCGAGGCCAAUUUUACACUUAGAACGUUCAAUAUUCCAAGCGAACAGAAUGUAGUUGCGGAACAACAAGAGAACUUAAACGAGAAUAGAAAUCUAUUUUUAAGCAUAGGCAUUGAUGCCUUGCACUCCCUGCGAUUCGCCACUCUGAAGCACAUCGUUCAAUCCAACAGCGAAAUGUUCUUGUUCGAGACCUCGACUGUGGACGUCCUGGACUACCAAAUCAACUACAUACAAUACCUGCAGAGUUCGCAGUACAUCUUUGAGUUAUCCCCUGAUGUUUUGAACUUGCUUACGUCCGUUGAGACAGCCUUCUUGGCCAUCAGGUCCCUCAGAUUGGCUUCCAAUUGCAAGAUACCUUCGCUGAUAGUUGAACUCUUUAUGAUUAAUGACGAUGAAGAUUUACUAGCGAUCAUCGGAAAUGUGCUUGGUGCCAAUGGAAACCCACCAGAUCUGUGCUUCAAAAAAGAAAUGAGCGGUCUGAAGAAAUCCAGUUUGAAUUACGUUCUAAGCGAGAUCCAGCGCUGCUUCGAAAGCUGCCAGAAGACAUUGAAUGAAGCCAGGAAGACCGUUUCCAUGGCCACUAACUGGGAACAGUUUUUAUCAGCUCAAGUUAACAAUAAUUUCCAGAAAGUAGUCUCAGAACUACUUAACCCGGGACCGGAUUAUCUAGAGCAAAACAAGAUGUUGGCUCUUUUGCAAGUUUUCUCCGCAGCCAAACAACAAACAGAAUCUCUCUGCAACAGUCAUGUGGAUAAUCUUUAUGAUGUGAGAGCGAUUGGACAGCCCAUUAGGGCAUUAAUCAACGGGAUUCAAGAGAAAGUCAUAAAUGGCUUGACUUCCCUAGUUGGAGCUCUAGUAAUUGAGGAUCUUAACUCCAGGUAUCUGAAUAGCUUUCCAGACAUCUACAGUCUUGAAAAUCACCUUCACAAUGCCAAAGACCUCGCCGAGAGGAUGUUUGUUUUCCAUCAGCGUAAAUGUAGCUUGGGAGUGAUGCAGACCCAAUUGGAUUUGCAACUUGAGAUUGUAGAGCAUUUGACUUUGAUAGCCUCCGCGCACUUUUGGGCAAAUGAGUUGCAUCUGCGAACACAUACGACACCCUUUGGGCAUAUCAUCCCGAGGGAUAAGCUUUUGGCCACAAUGCAAAGCAGCAGACAGAGUCUUUCGGUGUGGAAAAUUACAAUGGAAAAGAUUCAAGCUGAAAUUGAUGAGAAUACUUGUGCCAUAAUUCCGCGACUCAAGUGGGCAGCGGGAGCCAAUCCGAAUAUGAAAAGUGUUAAAGACCAAUUCGAGGAAAUGUCCAGCAUUCAAAUGGAGAAAUUUAGAGCUCAUACGAGUCUCUCGAAUACACUGAUGGAGUUUACAGGGGUGAUAGUUCAAUUUGAGCUCUUCCGAGCUGAGAACAAGGAGAUGGACAGCAUGUUCUUGGAUGCAGUUUCGCAGUGGGAGGAGACUAAUACCGCCGAGAGGCGAGUAGCCUCUUUGAUAACCCCGACAGAGCAAUCGAUUGUCCAGCUCCUCGACCCAGAGGGUACUGUCGAUCAGUGCUGGAUCGACAAUAUAUCGGGGCUCCUAGAUGAGAUGACGUAUGGAGUACACAGGCAAAUCGCCGAUCUAGAGAAGUGUGCUCAGAAUAUUCAAGAACAAGUGUUUUGCUGUUCCAGUGAUCUGCAAUCCUUGAUGGAUACUCAACUUAGGGUUGAUAUCCGCCAACUGCUCAAGCUCUUCUCAAAGGUGGACAGUGAGAGUCAGAGCACUGCUCGGGUACGGGAGUUCCAGUACAUCUACAGGCAAUUCUUUGCCCAACUGAAUGAUCUCAACAUGAAAAUCCUGUGCAGGGACUUUGCUGAGGCUAAUGUCCGGCAAAUGUUCGAGCAAGCUAACGAUUUAAUACGAGACGUCGAACAGAAUCACACAGAUCUUAUUGACCUUGUAGAAGAUUUCCAUACCGACUCCAUGGACCGCCGGAAUGUUGGUGGCCCCAUACAAAAUGAUCCAAAGAAAGGUAACCAACGCGAACAAAAACGCAAUGCAUACGCCGUUUCGGUAUGGAAGAGAAUACGCAUGAAGCUGGAGGGCAGAGAUCCCGAUCCGAAUCGUCGCUGCACGAUUUCCGAACAAGUUGACUAUAUGAUACGUGAGGCAACGAAUCCCGACAAUCUGGCUGUUUUGUACGAAGGCUGGACCCCUUGGGUCUGAAACAAGUCUACAUGCAUUUAGGACCUUGAGUUGUCCUGGGGCUCAUCUUCAAUGGAACCAUAUAAAAUAACAACAACAACAAAAAAGAACAAUCAAAGAAACAAUUAGCCGAAUAUUUAUAAACAACAAAAGUUUGGAAGCACUCCAAAGAAAAACAACAAAAAAAAAACAAAAAAAUCUGAUUCAAAAAUUACUCAAAAACAAACCAAACAACGCGGGAACACCGUGCCACCGCCUACGCAUCCCACAUAGAGAGUCUCUCUCGUCGUCCCUUAAUUGCAAGCCAAUCGCCAUUCAAUUAUAUCGUAGCAAUGGAUCAAGGAGUGGCAUGUUAAUUUUGUUAAAACAUAAACAUAAAAUAAAACGUGUCCUACUACCUAAUCCGAUAUAAAUAGUGCUUGAGAUCUGAGAUGUAAUCAAAAUGGAAUUCGGCGCGUGCAGAUAUCGAAGGUAAAUCAUCUGCAUAUGGGCUUGAAUUCUAUUCUAACCGGAGUUUCCUAAUGGAGGCGCCACACUGCAGCCGGUGUCUCUCCUAAGGUGCGAAGGUGGACGGAAAUAUUUUGGAAAAAAAUCUCUUUUUUUCUCUUUAUUUAUAAUAAUUAGUAGCUCUUUAUAAUUUGUUUCUUUAUUACUUUAAAAAAAAAUCAAAACAAGAAAAUUCAAAUAAAAUGAAAAGAAAAAUUAUUUAUUUUUCUGUUCGUAUACAAAAAGA